UCCGAAUCUCUUAAUUCAUUUUUAUAUAUUAUAAAUCAUGGCACAGAAAUUGAAAGUAGCUAUCAUCGGCUCGGGUAACUGGGGAUCAGCAAUCUCAAAAAUCAUUGGUAACAAUGUUAAGCUCCACCCAGAUAUCUUUCAAGAAGAUGUCAACAUGUGGGUCUUCCAAGAGCAAGUGGACGGCAAGAAUCUAACAGACAUUAUCAAUGAGAAGCAUGAAAACGUCAAAUAUCUUCCUGGCAUUCCACUCCCCGAGAAUAUUCACGCUGUAUCAGAUGUCAAGGAAACUGCCAGUGGGGCCAACAUCCUUGUCUUUGUGCUUCCACACCAGUUUGUGUAUAAAGUAUGUGAGUCUCUCAAGGACGUCAUCUCCCCAGAUUGCAAGGCGAUUUCAUUGAUCAAGGGCCUUGAUUUCCAAGACAAUAACCUUACGUUAUUUAGCGAGGAAAUCGAAAAGAUUCUUGGGAUUUCCUGCGCUUGUUUGAGCGGAGCCAACAUUGCUAGUGAAGUGGCCGAGGAAAAGUUCGGUGAGACAACCAUCGCGGCAAAGACUGAAGAAGAUGGCAAAAUAUUUGAAAAAUUGUUUCACACUCCCAACUUUGAUGUCAAGAUAAUCAAUGAUCAUGUUGGUGUGGAGGUGUGUGGGUCCCUCAAAAACGUAAUUGCCAUUGGUGCCGGUAUUUGUGAUGGUCUCGAUUACGGUAACAACACCAAAGCCGCUGUUAUCAGACGUGGUUUAUUGGAGAUGCGCAAAUUCGGCAAGACUUUCUUUGGUGGGGUUCGCACAGAAACCUUUUUUGAAUCGUGUGGUGUAGCGGAUCUGAUUACCACAUGUGCUGGUGGACGUAACCGUAAGGUAGCCGCUGCAUUUAUCAAUUCGGGCAAGUCCAUUGAUGAAAUUGAAAAGGAGAUGUUGAAUGGGCAAAAGCUUCAAGGCACUACCACUGCUCUUGAAGUACAUAGAUUCCUGGAAUCAAAGAACAUGACAGACGAGUUCCCAUUGAUGACUGCUAUAUACAGAAUUGUCUAUGAGGGAGCUCCUCCUGAACUUCUUGCUGAAAACCUUAGAACUCGUAAAUUUUAGACUAUUGUAUUCUAUCUAUCUAAUUAUCUCUUUUCAUCCAUACAUUUUUCUUUCAAAUUAUAAGUAUUAUCAUUAAAUAAUAAAUUGAAAUAAACUACAUAUAUAUAUAUAUAUAUGUAUAUAAAC
Molecule: messenger RNA, 1210 nt
Organism: Phycomyces blakesleeanus NRRL 1555(-)
Lineage: Eukaryota; Fungi; Mucoromycota; Mucoromycetes; Mucorales; Phycomycetaceae
Exons: 10
Coding region: 38-1084 (348 amino acids)
Biological process (GO): glycerol-3-phosphate catabolic process; carbohydrate metabolic process
Cellular component (GO): glycerol-3-phosphate dehydrogenase (FAD) complex; nucleus; cytosol
Molecular function (GO): NAD binding; glycerol-3-phosphate dehydrogenase [NAD(P)+] activity; protein homodimerization activity
Source: RefSeq, a predicted model, not a curated record